ACCUUGAAAAAAGAAAAACAAAAACAAAAAAAAAAAAAAAAAAAAAAACCUCACACGACUACAUGCAGGGGCCGUAAACCAAACGGUAAAUUUAGUAAAAUUUCUUUCGUGUAUUUUUAAUGUUGACGUUGUUGUUAUUCUUACGUGUGCUGACUGUGUGUGAGUUAUAAUGUAAGGCAACUGGCUGUCGUUGUUGUUUUUAGUUGAUGUUGGUGUACUGCAUAGAAUUUAUAUGCAUAUGCACACGAGUCAUCCACAAAUAUACUACAAACAUUUCUCUACUCUUCUUCUCCUCGCUAUCAUCAUCAAAAAAAAAGUUUAGAUUUUGCGCUUCUCGAAAGGAAAAGAAAAACUUGUUUGCUUACCGAGCAAAUUUUAGAGAGAGAGAGAGAGUGAGACAGAGAAAUAGAGAGGCACUUGCUGAGAGAGAGAAACAAUUACCGAAGAUCUCUUUAUAUGCACAUAAAAAAAAAAAAGAAGAAAACUUCAUAAAUUUCUUUAUUUUUUGCAAAGUCAUGUAACUGAAGAAUAAAUAAUUGAGAGACGAAGAGAAACAUUGACAUAAAGAGAGUGAGAGUAAAACUUCCAUGAGAAGUUAUUGUACAUUAAACUAAAAAUAACUAUGUAGGAAAUUUUUCUUUAUAUAAAGAGUGGCCAUUAAACAUAUUUGUGUGUGCGAGUAUUUGCGUUUGCCAUUGCUGUUCGUUACUGGGCUUGUGUGCUUCGUUGUUAUGCGGUUUUAUGUGAAGUCGAAGCUCUAUUGGUUUUAACGAAAACUUUUCAACAGUUAAGCAACGUCGUGCAACACUUAAAAGCGUCAAAAGUUUUUGUGCGGCUAAAACGCUUUUCUUUCAUUACUAAAAACAAUAAAAAAAAAAAAAAAAGAAAGAAGCAAAAUAAGCACUAAGACUCUCAAUCAACAUACAUUAUUUGCAUCAUCCAUAAGCAGCAACUUAACGCGACAUCCGCUUUUAUUGUUUUGACACUAACGAGAGGAAAUGCGAUUAUAUGAAAAGCCAAGCAACAGGACAGCUGCAAUUUUAAAGCAUAAAAAUUCACAAGGACUCUUUCAAAAAGUUGUACAUGUUAUUGUGGCUUUAUCGUUGCGCAUAGCUUGAAUAAAAAUUGAAAAUAAAUUUGAACUAAAAUAAAAAUAAAAAGGGAACAAGGAAAAAAAAAAAGCAAAAACGGGCCCAUAGGAUGAAACUUCAGAUAAAAACUCUCAAUCAUAAGUUAAUGACGGUGGAUAUUGAGCCGACGCAAACCGUAUUCGAUUUGAAAAAGGAAUUGUCUCUCUAUCCGGACGUUGGUGUCCAACCGGAAUUUCAAAAACUUAUAUAUGCCGGUAAAAUCCUCAGCAAUCAAGAUCAGUUGGGCGCUUGCAAUAUUGAUAUCAAGAAAUUUCUAGUCGUUAUGAUCCUGAAGCAAUCUGUAGCGAAAAUGCCGUUAAGCGAGACUAAAAGCAUCGAUGAAGAGGCAAAUAAUAAUAUUACGGCAAAUGUUGAACCGAUAUUAGCAAGCAAUCUAGAAUCUCCUCGAACAGAUACCGCUUCAGCGAUUGAGACGACGCAACCACCUAAGGAUCCUAAUAAGGAGCACUUAGUAGAACAAAUUGUUGGUAUGGGUUAUGAGGAGGUUGACGUACGUCGUGCUUUGGAGGCAAGUUUUGGUAAUCCCGAGCGAGCCAUAGAGUACUUGAUUGAAGGUAUACCCGUAUCCCCAAUUCCCAGUGAAACUGACAUGAUGAUGGACGACGACUCGGAAAAUUCUGAAUUAUCCAUGUAUGAGAUGUUUCGUACAGAUCCGGUUUUUCAAAGUUUACAAUCGGCUAUAGAACAUAAUCCCGAACUUGUCAAUGCCGCUAUUCAGCAGGUCGGCGAUUCAAAUCCCGCUUUAUUGAAUUUGAUGGGCGAGAAUCAACAUGAUAUUCUGAAUAUGUUAAUAAAUGCCAAUGCGAACAAUGAAAUUGACGAAAAUAUCGAACAGGUCUCGGAAGAAGACAGCGGAGAUGAUGAAUUCUGAUUAAAAUGAGAAAAUUAUUGAGAACGAAAAAAAAUUAAUUAUUGUACUCUUUACGUCUUUCUUUUUAAUUGCAUUUAAACGGGCUUUGUGAACGAUUUAAAACAAAACUUUCUUUGAUCCUUAUAUAUGUGGGUAUAUUUUCUAAAAUUCACUAAAUAAAAAAGUUGCGAUACUU
Glossina fuscipes is the source of this 2197-nucleotide messenger RNA. Its product is annotated as UV excision repair protein RAD23 homolog A-like. The coding region runs from base 1201 to 2022 and encodes 273 amino acids. The transcript is spliced from 2 exons. Gene Ontology annotation, cellular component: nucleoplasm; cytosol. Lineage: Eukaryota; Metazoa; Arthropoda; Insecta; Diptera; Glossinidae. Gene Ontology annotation, biological process: proteasome-mediated ubiquitin-dependent protein catabolic process; nucleotide-excision repair. The record is from RefSeq and is a predicted model, not a curated record. Gene Ontology annotation, molecular function: polyubiquitin modification-dependent protein binding; damaged DNA binding; proteasome binding.